AGUAGGAUUCGUCAUUUCCCAAAGCGGCAGGCUUGAGCUCGGCUGACUGAGGUUUCAGAAACACAGCCGAACAUCACAUCAAAAGAUGAAAAUGUAGACAUAUAUCAGAAGAUGCGAAGCGGAGACAUAACACACCAUCAAUCGAUGACGAUGGAAGACGGACUGGUGUCCGAAGACGAUAUAUUGCUUUGUUCAGAAAAGGAGUUUCAUGAUGCUGCGAAGAGGAAUGACACUGUCAGAAUGCAGGAGCUGAUAAGAAGAGGGGUGGACAUCAAAGUCAAAAAUAAGAUGGACCGUAAGGCCCUGCACUGGGCUGCUGGAGCUGGCAGUGAACAGGCCCUGCGUCUACUGCUAGACCACGACAUGGAUGUGGAUGAAAUGGACAGCUUUGGUAUGAAUGCUCUGCUCUUGGCGGCGUGGUUUGGUCACCUGUCAAUCCUAAAGAUCCUUGUCUCAACCGGGGCAAAGCUCACCUCUGAAAACAAAAAUGGCUUGAAUCUUUUGCACUGUGCUGCCCAGAGGGGCCACAUCAGUAUUCUGGAGUAUAUCAUGGAAGAUCUGGAAAAUGUGCAGCUUAAUAAAGUCGACAAGUCAGGUAAGACGGCGUUUCAUUUAGCCACAGAGCAUGGACACCUGGAGGUGGUGGAGUUUCUCAUUGGUAUGGGCUGUGCUCAUGAUCUCAAGGACAAGGAGGAGAACACUGCACUGCAUUUGGCAGCUAAGCAAGGCCACAGCGACGUCCUACAGAAGAUUAUGGAGACCGGGGAGAACAUUGAUGAAAGAAACAUUGACGGCAUGACUGCUUUACAUUUGGCAGCUGAAGGGGGUCAUUAUGAGUGUAUCAGACUGUUGCUGGAGGCUGGCUGCAAUGUCAAUGAACUUACUCAUAGCAACAGAACGGCUCUUCAUCUGGUGGCCCAGCAUGGCUCUGGUAGAGAGGUCGGACUGCUGGUACAGGCUGGGAUCAGUCUGGAUUCAGUAGACACCCAACAUACUUCAGCUCUACACCUGGCAGUACUCAACAACUCCACAGGAAUAGUGAAGGAUCUUAUCAAUGCAGGAUGCGACCUGGACAUCUUUGACAAUCGGCUUCAAACUGCUUUGCACAUAGCAGCAGAACACGGAUGGCUGAACAUCGCUGAGAUGAUCCUGAUAUCUGGAGUCAACCUCAAUCUACUCGACAAGCAGAGGAAGACAUCACUUGAUGUUGCAGCACGAGGCAACCAUGUGAAUGUUGUUGACAUGAUUAUCAAAGCUGAUAGAUUUUACAAAUGGGAAAAGGAAAAUGUGACAAGUGACUCUGACUCUCUGGUGGGAACGAGUCUUACCUUUAAGCAAGACCAUCAACAGGAGACACAACAUAUCCGAUCCGUCCUAUGGAAACUUUCUUCAAAGUAUCUCAAACCAGGCGAGUGGAAAACACUGGCUCGGCACUGGAAGUUCUCUGAAGCACAUAUUCGAGCCAUAGAGCACCAGUGGACAGGUACAAAGAGCCACAAGGAGCACGGGCACAGAAUGCUGCUCAUCUGGCUGCACGGUGUGAUUACCGCUGGACAAAACCCUAUCAAAAGCUUGUACGAAGGUCUGAUUGGAAUCUCAAGGAUCGACCUGGCAGAAAGCAUGCGACAGCAGGCAAAUGCGGAUCCGUCUUCUGCUAAAAAAUGCACUGCAAUGUGAUGGGAGAUACAUUGAGAUCACUCUGGAUUGAGCGCAAACCAACCAGAAGAUUGCUUUUGAAACACAGAGAACUGAGGAAGCACAAAUACUACCUAAAAUACAACCUCAGUGAUGUGACUUAGAAGAAAACAUUGCCUGUUCACAACAAGAGCAAACAUUCACAGCAAACCAGACUUUGGAUUGAAACUAUACGUUUCUGUGGAUCCAGAUCCGUUAUUUUAGGAGAACAGGUAGAUAUUGUUUCUUUUCUUUGUCGAAAAAUUCACAAAGCAAUAACAUGUCAACUUUUUGGUCAUGCUGAAAGAAUUUUUUAUGAAUUUCAGAAGAAUUUCUGAUUCAUUCUUUAUGUCUUUCUGUCCUUUAUUUAUUUGUAGAUGCAGUUCCCCUUCGUCAGCUCACUAUGACGUACGUCAGAAGUGAUUCUGACAAAUGGGGAUCUCGCUCGAGAGCCUAUCUACUUCG
Rhinichthys klamathensis goyatoka is the source of this 2139-nucleotide messenger RNA. RefSeq names its product ankyrin repeat and death domain containing 1A (gene ankdd1a). Gene Ontology annotation, biological process: signal transduction. NCBI's taxonomy places the organism in Eukaryota, Metazoa, Chordata, Actinopteri, Cypriniformes, Leuciscidae. Gene Ontology annotation, molecular function: protein binding. The record is from RefSeq and is a predicted model, not a curated record. The transcript has 15 exons. Bases 112 to 1677 code for a protein of 521 amino acids.